AUGAAAAGAAAGGCAGACGGCCCCGUGGACGGCAGAAAGCCGACCAAAAAGCGAUCCAAAGAUGCGCUCAGCGACAAAGACGCCAAAGCCCGGUUCCGCACCGGUCUCUUCGACAAGACCGUCCUCGACAAGCACACCUCUCAAUACGCCUCGUCCACCCCCUACAAGCACGGCGUCAUCACCGGCCUAGUCAACGACACCCUGCUGCGCAACGUCCGCUCCGAGAUCAAAACCAACGUCCACUUCACCCCGAAAGAAACCGACAUCUACAAGAUCCACCAGAGCGGCGACCUCGCCAACCUCGACGGCCUCGACGACGAAGCCCUCGCCAAGCUCCCCUCGCUGCUGGCCCUGCGCGACGCCCUCUACUCCCAGACCUUCCGCGACUAUGUGUCGCACAUCACCCGCUGCGGGCCCCUGAGUGGGCGCAAGACCGAUAUGGCCAUCAACGUCUACACUCCCGGCUGCUAUUUGCUUUGUCACGACGAUGUCAUCGGGUCGCGCAAGGUCAGCUACAUUUUGUACUUGACUGAUCCGGACACGCCGUGGCAGCCCGAAUGGGGCGGCGCAUUGCGUCUAUUCCCCGUGGUGGAUCGCAAGGGGAAAGACGGUGAGGUGGCCAAGACGCCGCUGCCGGAUGUUGUCAAGGUGAUUCCGCCCGCUUGGAAUCAGCUGUCGUUCUUUGCCGUGCAGCCGGGGGAGUCAUUUCAUGACGUGGAGGAGGUCUACCAUGCCGCGACCAAGGAGGAGCUGGAGAAGAACGGCGGGCGCAUCCGCAUGGCCAUCAGCGGGUGGUUCCAUAUCCCGCAGCUUGGUGAGGAUGGGUAUGUGGAAGGGGCGGAGGAGAAGGCGGCGCAGAAGAGCGGGUUGAUGCAGCUGCAGGGUAACCCAGACCAGCACGACCAGCCGCAAGCGAAGCCCGUUACGGUUGAGGGGGAAGAUGAGGAGGAGGAUGAGGACAGUGACGAGUUUCCGUUGGAUGAGUCGGAUCUAGAGUUCUUGCUCAAAUACAUCACGCCGACAUACCUUGCGCCAGAUACCGUCGAGCGGGUCGCCGAUCAUUUCGAGGAGGAGUUCAGCAUCACCUUGCCAGAUAUUCUGCACCCUAAGUUUGCCGAGAAACUGCGCGCCUACGUCGAGUCGCAAGAAGCCAAGACGCUACCAAACAACAGCGCGGAGAUCGAAAAGGGCGCCUGGAAAGUCGCCCGUCCGCCACACAAACACCGUUACAUGUACCUCCAGCCUGGCCAGAAGAAGCUCGAGCCUUCACCCCUGAAGGAGCUGCUAGAAGUCCUGUUACCAUCACGUCAGUUCCGUCUCUGGCUACAGAUGGCUACUCGCUCCAGGAUCGAGAGUCACGACCUGCUAGCUCGGCGGUUCCGUCACGGACAUGAUUACACCCUCGCCACAGGGCACGACGGCAAGCCGAGGCUGGAAGUAAAUCUCGGAUUCACCCCAACAGACGGCUGGGGAGGCAUCGAGGAGGAUGACGACGAGGAAGAAGAAGGGGAAGGAUCGUCAGAGGACGGAGACAUCCCCAACACCAAACCCAGCCGGAAGGCCGCCACCGCGAAUGGCAAAAGCAAAGGCAAGGGCCAAGCCGACAGCAGCCCCAACAAGUCCAAAGGCAAAGCCAAUGCCAAGGCUGCCGACCAAGACGUCGAUAUGGACGACGGAGAAGAAGAAGAAGAAGUCGGCGGUCACGAAGUGUACAUGGCGGGCGACGACGACGGCACCGAAGACGCAGCCAUCUACAAAAGCAGCGCCGACGACGACGACAACAACAUCCUCUUCUUCCAGGCCGCCGCGUGGAACAAGAUGUCCAUCGUCCUGCGCGACAGUGGGACCCUGCGGUUUGUGAAAUAUGUCAGUGCCAACGCUAAGGGGGAUCGCUGGGAUGUUAGUGGGACGUUUGAGAUUGAAGAGCAGGAUGAGGAUCCGGAUGAGGAUGGGAUGGCGGUUGGGGUGGUGAGUGAUUCUUCGGAGGAGGAGUUUAAUGGGUUCUCCAGUAGUGAGGAGAGUGAGUCGGAUUAG
This is a messenger RNA of Dichotomopilus funicola, 2034 nucleotides long. Its product is annotated as Oxoglutarate and iron-dependent oxygenase degradation C-term-domain-containing protein. The record is from RefSeq and is a predicted model, not a curated record. Gene Ontology annotation, molecular function: iron ion binding; L-ascorbic acid binding; peptidyl-proline dioxygenase activity. The transcript is spliced from 2 exons. Gene Ontology annotation, cellular component: cytoplasm. NCBI's taxonomy places the organism in Eukaryota, Fungi, Ascomycota, Sordariomycetes, Sordariales, Chaetomiaceae. The coding region runs from base 1 to 2034 and encodes 677 amino acids. Gene Ontology annotation, biological process: regulation of translational termination; peptidyl-proline hydroxylation.